Brassica napus (rape) is the source of this 731-nucleotide messenger RNA. RefSeq lists its product as uncharacterized. The record is from RefSeq and is a predicted model, not a curated record. The transcript is spliced from 2 exons. NCBI's taxonomy places the organism in Eukaryota, Viridiplantae, Streptophyta, Magnoliopsida, Brassicales, Brassicaceae. The coding region runs from base 149 to 436 and encodes 95 amino acids.
GAAAAAAGGAAGAAGUCACUUUAUUCAUACCUUGUUUAUAUAUACACAUGCAGACCAACUACUCUGUCCUUCAUUCAUCAAUAUUCCUAUCUUCCUUUAUCUCUGUUCUAUCUAAAUAGCACUGAAACAUCGUUGAAUCCCUUCCAGAAUGAAUAUCGUAAUCGAACACAACCCUUCAAGCAUAAAGUUAUCUGAACUUGGAGUCAUGUCAUGGCCUAAAUGGUCUUGUCAGCCGGGGACAUAUGCAUUGGUAUUUGAAGAAAGAGAGACAUGCUAUUUGGUGAAGGGAAAGGUGAAGGUGUAUCCAAAAGGUUCAUCAUCAGAGUUUGUAGAGUUUGGUGCAGGAGACCUUGUCACCAUCCCCAAGGGACUUAGCUGCACUUGGGAUGUAUCUCUUUUCAUCGACAAGCACUACAAGUUCGAUCCCCCUGCUUAAUUUUUCUUACUUAUGAUCUAGUUUUUGGUUAGUCUUAUCACCAGGAAGCAUAAAAGAUUAUGUAUUCAGAUUAAUAAAGUAUAGAAGACAAACCAAAAAAAGACAAUGCUUAGGAUAUGUACAAAGCUCCUUCUAGAUAAUGUUUCUUUGUUUGCCAGAACUAUAAUCUCAGAGUAAAAUCCCUCUAGCUAGUUCAAAGAGACUUAAGGUAAGUGGUUUCAGCUCAUGGGGGAGUAACUGUAUUCUCUAAGCUUUUGAAAAUUCAUUUGAAGUAAUAAUCAAAAAGUUAAUCUCA